Brachypodium distachyon (stiff brome) is the source of this 2944-nucleotide messenger RNA. Its product is annotated as protein RDM16. The transcript is spliced from 6 exons. The record is from RefSeq and is a predicted model, not a curated record. Lineage: Eukaryota; Viridiplantae; Streptophyta; Magnoliopsida; Poales; Poaceae. Gene Ontology annotation, cellular component: U4/U6 x U5 tri-snRNP complex. Gene Ontology annotation, biological process: mRNA splicing, via spliceosome. Bases 301 to 2742 code for a protein of 813 amino acids.
CCAGAUCCGACGGCCAGAAAGCAUGAACGGCUAGGUUUUCUUUUCUUAUCCCACGCGCUCCCCGAACCGAACCAAACCAAACCCAGCCCGUCUCUCUCCCCCGGCCAGCCGCCGCCGCCGCCCUCGCUAGAUUCGACUCUCCCCGCCACUCCGCCUUCUCCCCCCUCCCCGGAUCCGGCGGGGAAGGGCUCUGUGCUUCUGCUCCUGGCUGCGGCGCACUGGGUUGGAUUGGAUUGGAUGAGAAAAGGCCAGCGAGCGUCCCGAACUCCACCGAAACCCUAACUCCUUCCCUCCCCUCCCAUGGAUCGCGACCGCUCCUCUCGCCGCUCCACACGCGACCGCGACGACGACCGCCGUGACCGCGAUGACGACCGCCACCGCCGCCACCGCCGCGACGACGACGGCAGCCACCACAAGCGGGACGCGGACUCGGACGACCGCCGCCGUCACCGCGGCGGUGGUGCCGAGGAAGACCGCCGCCGGGGCCACCGCCACCGCCGCUCGCCUUCCCCGUCAGCGUCCCCGUCGCCGCCCGCCAAGCCGAGCCGUGGCCGUGACUCAGCUGACGGCGAGCCGCCACCACCCCCACCGUCCUCCUCAUCAAGGAAGCGCAAGGAGCACCACGAGAGCCGCGACGGCGGCGACGAGCCCGACCGGGACGGCGGGAAGCGGGUCAGGGUCUCGGCGGACCCUCCUCCUCCGCCUCCUUCGCGGAAGGAGGACAGGCCGAGGCGAGAACGCAGGAGGUUUGAGGACGGUGAUGAGGAGAGGGGUAAUGGGGAUAAUAAGAUUGCUUCAUCUCAUGACCACCAGAAGAAGGCAGAAUCAGCUGCUAAUGGAGGUUCACAGAGCGGCACCGCGCCUAAUACUGGUGCUCAGCAGCCGCUCAAUUCUGGUGCGGUGCCAUCUGCUGAUCCUGUGGCUUCAAAGGUAUCCUCGAUUACUACAACCAAUGAAAAUGGGGGAGUUAGUAUUAGAUCUGAUGAAGUUACUGGAAAAUCUAGUACAGAUGGAACUGCAAGCAGAAGUAGUAAUCUAUCUCUUGAUGCACUAGCCAAAGCUAAAAAGGCUUUGCAACUGAAGAAGGAACUAUCAGAAAAACUCAAGAGGUUACCUAUGCUUAAUAAUAAACUUGGCAGUACUAAUGCUGAUAAACAAAUUCCUAAGAAAGAAGCACUGCCUGUUUCUAGCUCAAUUGCAUCUGCAGCUUCUGAACUUCCUGGUAGUACAGUCUCCGGGGUGCCAGCAGGAUCAGGUGCAGCUGGUAUUCCAGGUCUUACCAACAUUCCCAAUUUGGAUGCUGUGAAGCGAGCACAAGAGCUUGCUGCUAAGAUGGGAUUUCGCCAGGAUCCACAGUUUGCGCCUCUGAUCAAUAUGUUCCCUGGUACAUCCACUGAACCAACUGUUCCUCAAAGACCUGCCAAGGCUCCUGUUCUCCGUCUUGAUGCUCAAGGUAGGGAAAUUGAUGAGCAAGGGAACGUUAUCAGCAUGACCAAGCCAAGCAAUCUAAGUACUCUGAAGGUUAACAUUAACAAGCAGAAGAAGGAUGCAUUCCAAAUCAUCAAACCAGACUUGGAUUCUCUUGCAAAAUCCACUGUUCAUUUUGACGAAAGGAUGGGCAUCAACCCAACCAAGCUUCUCCGUCCUAAGAGGCCAGGAUUCCAGUUUAUUGAGGAAGGCAAACUCUCAAAGCAGGCUGAGUUGCAGAGGAUUAAGAAUCAAUUUGGUGAUGCACAAGCUAGAGAGCUUAAAGCAAAACAAACUCAACUUAAUAAGGCAAAGACUGAAGGAGACAUGAAUCCAAAUCUUAUUGAAGUUGCUCCUGGUGUACGGCUUCCAAAGCAAAAGCAGAAGGAAGAGAUCCCUGACAUUGAGCCAUGGGAUACAAGAAUUUUACUUACUGGUACAUACGAGGAUAUCUCCUUGGAAAGGCUUAAUAUGGAUAGGAUCACAAUCUAUGUAGAACAUCCUGAGCCAUUGGAGCCACCGGCUGAGGCUGCACCACCGCCGCCUCAGCCACUUAAGCUGACUAAGAAGGAGCAAAAGAAGCUUAGGACGCAGAGGCGCCUUGCAAAGGAAAAGGACAGGCAAGAAAUGAUUAGGCAAGGCCUCUUGGAGCCGCCAAAGCCCAAGGUCAAGAUGAGCAAUCUUAUGAAAGUACUUGGUGCUGAAGCUACGCAGGAUCCAACACGUAUGGAGAUGGAAAUACGAACAGCUGCUGCAGAACGUGAGCAAGCUCAUGUGGACCGUAACAUUGCCCGCAAGCUCACACCAUCAGAGCGCCGUGAGAAGAAAGAAAGGAAGCUUUUUGAUGAUCCUAAUGCAUCAGACACUAUUGUUUGUGUGUACAGAAUUAGAGACCUCUCACACCCUCAGACACGCUUUAAAGUGGACGUGAAUGCGCAAGAGAACCGGCUGACUGGUGCUGCAGUUAUCACAGACGGUAUAAGUGUUGUGGUUGUGGAAGGAGGGAAGAAGUCAAUCAAGAGGUACAAUAAGCUGAUGCUGAAUCGGAUUGACUGGGCUGCUGCAGUUGGCGGUGAGGAUGACGGCGAUGAGGAACCAGACAAGCCGGUGAAUAGCUGUACAUUAGUCUGGCAGGGUAGUGUGGUGAAGCACACCUUUCACAGGUUCAGUGUGCAUCACUGCCGGAGUGAGGCUGCUGCCAAGAAGGUUUUUGCAGAUGCGUCUGUUCCACACUACUGGGACCUGGCUGUCAACUUUUCGGAAGAUUCGUCAUGAGCUCUGUUUCUGUUCAAAACCUUUACCCACCACCACAGCGAACAUUUGCUGAACUUAGUACCGCUCUACUUUGUGUUGUCAUGAACGUAUUAUUUUCAGACUAAUGUUGUGAGAUUGCAUACGUGGUCUCAACGCAAAACAUCUGGAAGAACUGUCGAAGUAUUGCAAUAUAUGCUUUUAAAUAUAUCUAUUUUCAGACUAA